This is a messenger RNA of Ilex paraguariensis (yerba mate), 705 nucleotides long. Lineage: Eukaryota; Viridiplantae; Streptophyta; Magnoliopsida; Aquifoliales; Aquifoliaceae. The record is from the annotation of a GenBank genome assembly.
AUGUCUAAGAAAAGAGGACUUUCCUUGGAUGGAAAGCGUGAAAGGAUUCUUCAAAUCUUUUAUGAUUCACAAGACUUCUAUCUUCUGAAGGAACUUGAGAAGUUAGGUCCCAAGAAAGGUGUUAUCAGUCAGUCUGUCAAAGAUGUUGUUCAAAGUUUAGUGGAUGAUGACCUCGUCUCUAAAGACAAGAUAGGAACUUCUCUGAGAAAUGUUUAUCGAAAACUUGAAUCUGAGCUACAAAGCAGUAAGAAGAGGCUUGUAGAACUUGUUGAACAGUCUGAUGCUUUAAAGAAGGGGCGAGAGGAGUCUGAUGAACGAGAGGAAGCACUAGAUGAGCUUAAGGCUAUUGAACAAAAGUAUAAUGAGCUAAAGGGCGAGAUGGGACAGUAUGCAGACAAUGAUCCAGCUGCCUUUGAAGCAAUGAAGGAAGCUAUCAAAGUCGGCCAUGCUGCAGCGAACAGAUGGACAGAUAACAUCUUCACGCUGCGUCAAUGGUGUACAAACAACUUUCCUCAGGCCAAAGAGCAGCUUGAACACCUCUACAAUGAGAUAGGUAUAACGGAUGACUUCGACUAUUUGGAGUUACCAGCAGCAGUUGUUCCUGUUGGCCCAGUUGGAGAUCAGAUGCUGGAAGGCAAUCCAUAGGAGUAGCAAUAGACCAAGGGAUAGCUUAUGUGCUCAUGCUGGUUGCUUUGGCACUUACCU